Messenger RNA from Penicillium odoratum, 3228 nucleotides. Its product is annotated as ion transporter. Lineage: Eukaryota; Fungi; Ascomycota; Eurotiomycetes; Eurotiales; Aspergillaceae. The transcript has 2 exons. The record is from RefSeq and is a predicted model, not a curated record. The coding region runs from base 1 to 3228 and encodes 1075 amino acids.
AUGUUGGCCUCUCUUCUUCGCCCGAGAGCGCGUCGCGGGCAGAUCGACCAGUCGCAAUUUUCCUCCCCUUUUAAUGGGACAGAUAAUUCAGCAUGGUUCGGCGCACGACGCGCUCCGCGACAGACGCGCGGGGCAGACUCUAGCGACGAUGAUGAGCCAGAACUGGAAGAUAUCGAUGAGGAUAUGGAUGGACACUGGGAAAAUGAUGAUGGAGAGGAUGAUGGUCCUAUGGAGUCAACUCCUCUACUCCCGAUAUUUUCAUCUUCACAUUUAGAUGCGCUUCCUGUUUACGAUAUCACCCAUGCCAUUCGUACCCUUAUUGCCUCACGAUGCGAGACUACCCUGACUUGGGACCAGCUCCGUUCCCCCCAAGUGUCGCAGUUCCUUAUCAAGCCUAUCCAACAACAGAUCAUGUCCGAACAUUUUUCGCGCGCCACUCUCUAUGCGCUUAUGGCCAACUGCUUGCAGUUCGAGAAGGAAAUUCAGGUCAAUCCGGGAAAUAGCGGAGCAAGUCAAACCCGCGCGAUGGUUAGCGAGCUACUUGCGAUCAAGUUAUUGCGGGAAUACACUACUCGCGAAUUGAUUGAUGCGCUAUCGUAUGACUAUUAUCCACUUCAAGGCCAGGAUGCUCCCGCAUGGACAAACGGGCCCCGAGGAAAAGUGACGGGUACUACUCGGAUCUCUUGUCUGGAAGUGGCCAUUCGCGCGCAGGCGAAACGCUUUCUCGCACACCCUGUAGUGGUGCAGCAGUUGGAAGCUAUCUGGGCAGGAACAAUUGUCUUUCACUCUGCUGCCGAUCAUCUGCAUCGACCCUUAAAUCGAAGGGAUCAAAAUUAUGGAACAACCACACAUCAAGACGGAAUCCCGAUCCCGACUGAAAAUACCCCUUUUAGGCGAUCAGUGACGCUGUACAACCCCCGGAAUGCAUCCUUGUUCAAACUGUCGCGCUUACGUGUGCCUCGUUAUCGUCAAUUCCUAUCUACCAUCUCUUUUGCGGUCUUGCUGGGAUUGUUCCUGGCAGUUCUCGAAUCGCGCAGUGGGCGAAUCACCUCUUUGGAGAUUGUAUUUUGGUUUUGGAGUGCGGGAUUCAUGCUCGACGAAAUUGUCGGUUUCAACGAGCAGGGCUUCAGCCUUUAUUUAAUGAGCUUCUGGAAUAUUUUUGACCUCGGAAUCUUGCUGCUUCUCUUUUGUUACUAUUGCUUGCGUGUCUAUGGCGCCUUCUUGACCUAUCCACGGAGCAACCAGAUGGCAGAUCAAGCAUACGAUAUUCUAGCGGCUAGCUCUGUUCUUCUCUUUCCACGUCUCUUCUCGAUUCUUGAUCAUUACCGAUACUUCUCCCAACUCUUGGUUGCGUUCCGAAUCAUGGCAGCGGAUCUGAUCGCUGUCUUUGUGCUUAUUGUGAUUGCAUGCAGUGGCUUUUUCGUCGCGUUCUUAUCAUUUGGAAACAAUAAUUCUCCCAAAAGCGUCGCGUAUGGUUUGUUCCAACUGGUGAUGGGCUUCACGCCGACUGCAUGGGCCAUGUGGGAUGAAUACAACUUCCUUGGCAGGGCUAUUCUCACAAUAUUUUUGUUCAUCUGUCACUUUGUGAUCGUCACUAUUCUGGUUUCCGUGCUGUCAAACAGCUUCAUGCGAAUUGUGAACAACGCGAAUUCUGAGCAUCAAUUCUUGUUUGCUGUCAACACAAUAUCUAUGGUCAAGUCAGAUGCACUGUUUAGCUAUGUGGCCCCGACAAACAUCAUCGCUUGGCUUGUCACGCCUUUUCGAUACCUCUUACCCUUCCGCCAGUACAUCAAGCUCAAUCGGACUAUCAUCAAGGUUACUCACUUGCCAAUACUGUUCACCAUCUGCCUCUAUGAAAAGACUAUUCUCAGUGCCCGCGUGAUGGAGCCAACGGACCUCGUUGACACAACAUCCCAGAAGCCAUUGGUCCAGACCCGACCUAGUCGCUUCCAGGCAUUUAGCACGAGGGCACAUCGCUUAAUGCGCGAGCCUUCCAUAGCUACCUACCAUAAGGAUCAGGCACUGGAAGAGGUAUUCCGACAGCAUACAGAUGACAACCGAGAUCGGGAAGGUCCGGACAGCAUGCGCAAACGCCAAACCAAUAACGUCAUCAAGGAUUGGAUGCAAGAGGUUGGUUCGGGUCCAGCUCAUACUCCAGACGAGCAAGACCCGGCCAUCGUGAAUCAGCUUGAGAUGCCAUUUAGACGACCUCGAUUCCCUGUGCGGAAGGAAAUGGCAAACCCUGAGCGCAACUUCACGGAAACCACCCGAUCUCUGGCAGCAUCCAAUCCCGAAGAUCGGGCCCCUCCAACGUUCUAUCCCCAGCGGAGAGAUUCAAACUCGCCCACGCGAACCCGCCAACUCUCCCAACACACUGACAUGGAAGGAGAUGAUGAGCUAGAGACUGAUGAUGGCCUUGAAGAGCAUUCAGAAAAGGGAUCAGCCAGUGAUGGCGCCAAUCCUAUUGGCAGUGCCGGGAAGAGUACACCCAGAUUCUACAGCUCCCGGCCAUCUACCGCUCGAGUUAUUUCUCGACGUGGAAGCCCCGUGCGCCGCCCCGGACAUAGGCGUAAUAUGUCAGGGGCUACCAUCUUGUACAAUCCUGUUGAGUCUCCCAAUGAAGAAACCGAGGGACACACGACACCCCCACGAACCCACGAGGAUUCCUCGGAUGACGAUCAUCUUCUUGGCAUAUCAUCUUCUGCGAAUGUUGGCACGGUGCGACGACACGCUUUCAACUCCAUCCCCUCCCGCAAUCCUUCACUCGGUUUCAACCACAUGUCAGUUCCUGAGAUCGAAGGACUUUACAUGACCGAUCGUCAGGCCUUGCGACGCCCCCAACGCUCCUUGAUGUUUGACCUCGGAUCCGACCUAGGUGAUAACAGGGCAGUGGCCGGUGGAUUAACGGGUGUAGUUCCAUCCAGCUUCAACACCCAAAUGGCAUUCGCUACUGGAGAUCUCCGCGGACACGGACGCAGCCAGAGCCAUGAAAUGCUCAGCAAAUUAGUACUUGCGCGCAUCAACAAUCUUGAAGGGGGACUCCGUGAGGUAAUGGAAGAGGUUAAAAAGGUUGGUCGCAACGAAUCUAGUGGCAGUCUCAUACCGGAAAAGAAGAAGCGAGAGCAGAAGGAUACGAAGAGGAGAAAAACACAAUCGGAUGGAAGUGGGCAGGGUCGGGGUCGGGAUAGGCAACGAUCUACCGAGGAUGAUGCCCGGAGAUCGGGCUAG